AUGCUCACUGCUAAGCCCGAUGCGGCCAUUAUUGUCCAGAAGCUCAAAAAGAUCGUGCGCGAAUGUCGAGAGGCCCACGUGUCCAAGCCGGUGACCAGGUCUCCCCAGUCACCCAUCGAGCGUGCACCUGUCGAACCCACACCCCUGAAUCUUCACGCUCUCCGAACCGCGUUCGAGCCCUCCAUAAGUGCGCCUGGGGUUGCUGGACCAAACGACUCGGACGUCGAUUUGGGGAAGCAGACGCCUGCUAGUCCACCGCGCAAGUCGAGUCUGGCCCUUCCCUUUACGCGCGCCGACCCUCCUCCCCAUUCCAAGUUGGUACCGGUAUCCAUGCCCAUGCACCAUGGUCCGCUCACGCGCGCGUUUGUCAACACUAUGGGACGGAUAGGAAGGUGGAAGCGAGGGCUUGGGACUCGCUCGAUGUUGGUUGGGCCUACGGGCAGUGGUGGUGUUGGAUGUGUGGAUCCAAGUGCGUUUGACGAGUUUGGAUUGGGAAUGUCGGGGCUCGGAGAGAAUUCUAAUGGAACUGAGGUUGUUGCUGUUCGUGGAGGGGUGGAAGAGUAUUUGCGGAUGUGUGGGUUGACGGGCAAGAAGCAGAUUGGAGGACCAGUCACACCAGAGGAGGUCGAGGAAAAGGAAGACGAGGACGAGACUGAAGAUAUGGAUACGAACGACUUGACUGUCCGGCCUGGAGCUGAGACCAAAGUGCUAGAAAUGGAAGACAAGGAAAAAGGUCGAGAUACCCCGACCUCGACGUCUACUCCACGGUUGCUCUCGCAGUUCCCUCCAUCUCAGAACGAAGGCGAACAGUCCAUUGAUGAGACCACCGAAGAAGGCGAAGGAUCCUCCCUACGACAUAGCAGACGAGCAUCCGAUGCGACGCAAAUGCAACUGUACGCAAGCACCCUGCGCGAAUCCUACUCUUGGCUUCCCGAAACGGAAACUAUUUCGAUCGACGACGCCGAUUUAUCCGACUCGAGCUCCGAAUCUGAAAUUGUCCGACGUCCGCCGCGACGUCUCCCUAAUCGACGCGAUCUCGAAUUUACUGCUGCAGAGUUUUCGGCCGCUCGUACGGACAGUGUAUCUUCUUUGGGUGCUCCUUCAACCGUCCCGUCUAUCCAAUCGGCUUUAUCUGCCAGCGAUCCAACGACACCUGAUCAUACCGGUGGUCCGAUCCAAGCAUGGCAAAUUGACUUUUUGGGCGAGGAGAGUGACGAUGAAGCUGGCCCAGGAGAUGCCGAAGCCGCCCUCCAACGACUCGAAGGCCAGAUUGAUGCAGAGGAACAGAGAUUGCGAGAUUCCAAGGUUGACAAGUGGCUCAAGCGUGUCCAGGAGCUCAGCUUGAAGCGAGCAGCUGGUGGUGCUAUUAUUGGUGCCGGGGGUGUAUUCGAUCUGGCCAUGGGGAUCAACUUUGAGGACGAGGACGAUAUUGAAGUCAAACCAGAGGGAGAGCCGGAUCCAGUUACUGCCGACGACAGCGCGGAACCAGAAUCCGUGUCGAUGCGGCCUUCACUCGAAAUUCCAUCCAACGAGAUCCCUGGAUCAGCAACCAGUCCGUUGACAGAUUCGCUUGUCGGUGAUUCUUCUCGUCCCGGACGUGAUGCUUCUUCUUCUCGGCCCGCCAAUGACGCUGCAGUGAAAGACUCAACUUCGGCACGAGUAGUCAGCGAGGCGAUGUCGCAUCCAACGUUCGAGUCUGCACCUCGUUCAUUGCACGACUCGACGUCCCACCUUAUUGAUGUUCCUUCUCCCCGCCAGCGCGUUACUCUAUCGUUCAAAAAGGGCGGUCGCCCAAGGAUACUUCGUUUCUUCUUCAACAUCUCCCGCGACUUGGAUAUCACGGAUUGGAUGCAAUUCCGCACUGAUGCCGCUCACCACCGCAUCCAACAAGAUAUGCAAAAGGAAGGCGGAAAGGACGCGUUGACAAGUGAUGUUCUCGCUGUCCGUGCGCGGUUCAACUUGACUGCAAAUUUUGUGGCGUCCGAGGUUGUUAUGGCUCACCCUAGUCAGCGAGUCGCACUGGUCAAUAAGAUUAUCCGGAUUGCUUGGAAACUCUACCGGAUGAAUAACUUUGCCACUCUUUGUGCAAUGAUCACUGGUAUAACCAGCAUCUGGGUAAACGCAGCAAUGCGGCGACUGUGGCAGGGUGUUGGAAUGUGGGAAAUGCGGCUCCUCAAGGACCUGAAGUGGUUCACGUCCUCAACUGACAACUUCCGAUUCAUGCGUGAUGCCAUCAUGUCGCUUACUCAUGAUAGCCGCGUCGAUGCUCCUUCGGAUCGAGGAUCGGAGCAGCUCGUUGGAUGUAUUCCUUUCUUGGGCAUUUAUUUGUCCGAACUAUCGGAAUACGCCAAGCUUCCCGACUUUAUUGACCCGACACGUCCAGAAGAGCCUGUCCAACUCGACCCGAUCACCGGAGAAUUUGGAGCUCUUAGCGACCCAGAGGUGUUCAAUGCUCUGCCCGAGCUUCCAGAUUACAUGUCCCUCCGACCCCUCAUCAAUGUACAGAAACAACGCCAGAUUGCAGGGGUCGUGCAAGCUUUGGUCAAAGGACAGCACAUGGCAAGCGCGUGUCGAUUUACAGCUGAGCAGAAGGUAUAUUCAAAGUGUCUACGGUUGAAGUGCGUUGACGCAGCGACGAUGUGGAGCACGUUAGGCACAGAAGGUGCAUAG
Messenger RNA from Rhizoctonia solani, 2670 nucleotides. RefSeq names its product RasGEF domain-containing protein. Gene Ontology annotation, biological process: positive regulation of GTPase activity; Ras protein signal transduction. The transcript is spliced from 8 exons. The record is from RefSeq and is a predicted model, not a curated record. Gene Ontology annotation, molecular function: guanyl-nucleotide exchange factor activity. NCBI's taxonomy places the organism in Eukaryota, Fungi, Basidiomycota, Agaricomycetes, Cantharellales, Ceratobasidiaceae. The coding region runs from base 1 to 2670 and encodes 889 amino acids. Gene Ontology annotation, cellular component: plasma membrane.